Molecule: messenger RNA, 1571 nt
Organism: Ceratotherium simum simum (southern white rhinoceros)
Lineage: Eukaryota; Metazoa; Chordata; Mammalia; Perissodactyla; Rhinocerotidae
Gene: DHCR7
Product: 7-dehydrocholesterol reductase
Biological process (GO): cholesterol biosynthetic process; brassinosteroid biosynthetic process
Cellular component (GO): endoplasmic reticulum membrane
Molecular function (GO): 7-dehydrocholesterol reductase activity
Source: RefSeq, a predicted model, not a curated record
GCAGAACUUUGUUCAGUGGGUUGAGAAGGAUCAAGCAGGACUUUUGGAUCAUAAGCGUCUAGAGAUUUUAAAGGGGUCAGUUCAAGACGGAAAACUUCUACUCCACUGUGAAACCCCUUGACAAGAGAUUGGAGGGCCCGAUGGCUGCCAAAUCCCAGCCCAACGCUCUCAAGAGUCCAGAUGGCGUCGCCAAGGGCAGGGCUGCCCCUCACGGGCAGUGGGGUCGUGCCUGGGAGGUGGACUGGUUCUCCUUGGUGAGUGUCGUCUUCCUGCUGCUGUUCGCGCCCUUCAUCGUGUACUACUUCGUCAUGGUGUGUGACCAGUACAGCUGCUCUCUGACCGCCCCCGUGCUGGACCUGGCCACCGGGCGUGCUAGUCUCUCAGAGAUCUGGGCCAAGACGCCACCAGUGACGAAGAAAGCGGCCCAGCUCUACGCCCUGUGGGUCACGUUCCAGGUGCUUUUGUACAUGGCGCUUCCUGACUUCUGCCAUAAGUUUCUGCCGGGCUACGUGGGCGGCGUUCAGGAGGGCGCCGUGACUCCCGCAGGAGUUGUCAACAAGUACCAAGUCAACGGCCUGCAGGCGUGGCUCAUCACGCAUCUGCUCUGGUUUGCGAACUCGCACCUCCUCUCCUGGUUCUCUCCCACCAUCAUCUUCGACAACUGGAUCCCGCUGCUCUGGUGUGCCAACAUCCUCGGCUAUGCCGUGUCCACGUUCGUCAUGGUCAAGGCCUACCUCUUCCCCACCAGUGCUGAAGACUGCAAAUUCACAGGCAAUUUCUUCUACAACUACAUGAUGGGCGUGGAGUUUAACCCCCGAAUUGGAAAGUGGUUUGACUUCAAGCUGUUCUUCAAUGGACGCCCUGGGAUCGUCGCCUGGACCCUCAUCAACCUGUCCUUUGCAGCCAAGCAGCAGGAGCUCUACGGCCAAGUGACCAACUCCAUGGUCUUGGUCAACGUCCUGCAGGCCAUCUACGUGCUGGACUUCUUCUGGAACGAGACCUGGUACCUGAAAACCAUUGACAUCUGCCACGACCACUUCGGGUGGUACUUGGGCUGGGGGGACUGCGUCUGGCUGCCAUACCUGUACACACUGCAGGGUCUGUACCUGGUCUACCACCCCGUGCAGCUGUCCACCCCCCACGCCAUGGGCGUCCUGCUGCUGGGCCUGCUCGGUUACUACAUCUUCCGGAUGGCCAACCAUCAGAAGGACCUGUUCCGCCGCACGGACGGGCGCUGCCUCAUCUGGGGCAGGAAGCCCAGGGUCAUCGAGUGUUCGUACACGUCGGCGGACGGGCAGAAACACCACAGCAAGCUGCUAGUGUCUGGCUUCUGGGGCGUGGCCCGCCACUUCAACUACACGGGGGACCUGAUGGGCAGCCUGGCCUACUGCCUGGCCUGCGGCGGGGGCCACCUCCUGCCCUACUUCUACGUCAUCUACAUGACCAUCCUGCUGACCCACCGCUGCCUCCGUGACGAGCACCGCUGCGCCAGCAAGUACGGCAGCGACUGGGAGCGCUACACCGCCGCCGUGCCUUACCGCCUGCUGCCGGGAAUCUUCUAGGGGACCUGC